This is a messenger RNA of Rotaria socialis, 1320 nucleotides long. The record is from the annotation of a GenBank genome assembly. NCBI's taxonomy places the organism in Eukaryota, Metazoa, Rotifera, Eurotatoria, Philodinida, Philodinidae.
AUGAAUACAACAAUAAGUACACCAAGUGCACUAAUUAAACCAGGUGAGGCUGAUAAUUUUGCUGUGCAAUUCAAACAUGGUUGUCAAUUAUUUCGAUUCUAUUCAAGUAUUAUUCUUGUUAUUGUCGGUAUGAUUGGUUCUUUACUUUCAAUAAAAGUGUUUUCCUCAACAAAAAUUCGUCGCAAUUCAUCUAAUGAAUAUCUUAUAACAAUGAGCUUUAUUGUGGCAUUAUUAUUAUUCAAUUUUUUUUGCGAUGAAGUACUUCGUUCAAUUGUACAUGACUUUCAUGUGGAUUUACCAUUAAAUCUCGUCGAUCUCAGCCGACCGCUUUGUAAAUGUUCAACAUAUUUUCGUCAUACAUUACGUUUUUCAGCUCAUUGGAUAGUGGUAGCUUUUACAUUAGAACGUCUCAUUGUCGUCUAUUUUCCUUUACAAACAUCUGUAUUAUGUAAUCCACGUAGUGCUCGACGAAUUUGUUUAUUUAUUUUAGUAGUUUCAUUUCUAUUGCCAUUCUAUUCAUUUAUUAUGUCUGAUGUUAGUAUUGACGAUAAAAAUCAGCUUUCUGAAUGUGAUAUAAUGAAUAAAUUCAAGAAAAUUUAUUUCUAUUUAACAAUCAUCUACGGAAAUUUAACAUUAACAUUUCCAAUACUCAUUGUGUGCGUUGUUAACACUUUGACGGUUCGACAAUUGCUACGUGCCGGACGUUUAAGGAAGCAACAGCAAGAACUAAAUCAAACAAAAAGAGUCGACAGCGCAAAUAAAGACUAUGUUAAUAUGAUCGUUAAAAAUCAACUUGAGAACGAUAAAGUAACCUGGAUGCUCGUUGUUAUAUCGAUAACAUUCGGUAUACUAAAUUUUCCGUAUUUUAUCCUAUGGUUAAUUGUUUGUAUAAUACGUGUACGUGGCAACACACCAUCGGCAUAUAUUGAAUCGGGGAAAAUGAUUGCCGAAGUUUUUUAUUUACUUCAUUAUAGUUUAUAUUUUUUUCUAUAUGUUAUAUCGCGACGAAGUUUUCGUAAGGUACUAAUUGAAAAAAUGCGUUGGCGUUGUGAUUGUUUUGAUCAAUGGCGUUUAAAUGAGAUGCGCAUCGAUGCGGCAUUAAAUUCAAAGCAACCUCCACAGCCACCGACAAUACGAAAUGGCAUUAACAACGCGAGCAUAACAAGUCGAACAUCAAUAACUCAUUUACGAGCGGGUUCAACUCGUCAUGGGCCAACAAAUAAUCAUACAAAAAAAAUUAAUAAAGAUUUAUCAAAUCCGUUGAUGUUAACUGAACACAUGAAUACUGUAUACCCUUUUGAUGUUGGAAAUGCUGUUUAA